This is a messenger RNA of Ectocarpus siliculosus, 1389 nucleotides long. NCBI's taxonomy places the organism in Eukaryota, Phaeophyceae, Ectocarpales, Ectocarpaceae. The record is from the annotation of a GenBank genome assembly.
AUGACAUAUAUCACACAGGAACUUAACCUUCUCCUCAAGACUCCUGCUGAACACUGCUUGAGGAUCGACGAGCUUCGUGCUGAGGCCAGUGCCAGGCACAUCCAGCGUGUGUGGAGAUGCCACAGUCAAGGGUAUAGCUGCCCGAGCACCGGAGCCAGUGUGAGGGACAGCGCCCGCCCAAUAGGUCUAGGAAAAACGUUCUUCACGGCCCCGGAGAUUUCUUCUAGAAGCGACCAUAUUCCAACGUUGGACAUCACUUUGGAGGCUCUUGGACGCCGGGUGGCGAGUCGACAGCAAGCGAAGGAACAUCUUAGGGAUACAAAGCAGGAAAGAUCAGGAGGGAUGACUAACAAGAUGGCACAAGACAGAGCAUGGCAGCUGACAGCUGCUUUCAACCAAUCACACACCGGCCGGUGUUCUGCUGCAAAGCGCCGGAGCACGAGAUUGGCAAAUUUCAGGAAACUUCAGGAUCAGCUCCUGCGACCGCCCAAACUAAAUAGCACAGGAAGAACUAGUGUCAGUGCAAAGCGCCGCGAAGGUUCCCAAAGGCACCAGAUGGUGAUGGACACAGCGGUAGACAAGAACUGGUAUGAGACAGAGGACCCAGCUCAGCGAGACCGGGCGCAACGGGCGCACAAGCUCGCGUUGGCAGCCGCCAAAGACAGUGGAAUAAAGCCGUGGGCUACUAGUCUUCCAUCAGACGUUGGGGGCUACGACGACCUGCUCGACAUCCGCCGCUUGGUACCAGCGUGGCCCACACACACUGUAGGUGGGCGAGGUGCUCUCGACUUCGUGGAUGGAUUCAUUCGCAAUCAACACACAAGCGAUGGUGGUUCUGGCACCGGUGACCGCAAGUUUGACAGCGACGAAGCAUCACUCUGGUGGUACGUGUACAGCACGAACGGGGCGCAAACGUCAGGCCUACAGCAAGAGCAGGAUGGAGUAUUUGUUGAGCUCCUGGAGAGAGCGAAGACCACACCGAAGCGAAGGAAGGAACACGCCGAGCGAGACGAGCAGCAACACCAACUAAUGGUGGCCCGGAAGAGGCAGAUCAUCAUCGACAAGAUGAUCCACCGACGGAAAGUCGCCAGCUGCCCAAGUCUAUCGUGUUUCAAGCAGCGCGUGACGCUAGCUCAGCGGCGUGCGGCAAUAACCAUCCAGGCAUUCAUUCGGGGUUGCCUUGAGCGCAAACAAGCGUCAUUGCUGCGUGCUGAGGCGAGGGUCUUCGGCGCCUUACAGGUCCUCCUGACCGAACUUCGCCAGCCGGAGUUGGAGGCAGAGGACACCACCCGACCUCUGCAAACGUUGGGCGUCAUCCUCGCCGAUCACAGCAUGCCAACCUGCAGGAGUCGCUCGCCGCGGCGUCUACUGCGCAUGCGUGACGAAUAG